Messenger RNA from Mya arenaria, 757 nucleotides. RefSeq lists its product as uncharacterized. Lineage: Eukaryota; Metazoa; Mollusca; Bivalvia; Myida; Myidae. The record is from RefSeq and is a predicted model, not a curated record. Gene Ontology annotation, molecular function: protein binding. The coding region runs from base 287 to 733 and encodes 148 amino acids. The transcript is spliced from 2 exons.
UCUGGCCUAGUAUGUCCCUAAUGUGUUGACUAGGGUGACAACCAGUAUCCGGAGGUCACUAUGUAUUCCUCUCUGGCCUAGUAUGUCCCUAAUGUGUUGACUAGGGUGACAACCAGUAUCCGGAGGUUACUAUGUAUUCCUCUCUGGCCUAGUAUGUCCCUGAUGUGUUGACUAGGGUGACAACCAGUCACUUUAUGUUUGGUUAGUGCUCACUAAGCCGGACAAGUAGGUUUCAUUGUACUUUGAUUUUCUCCACAACACAAGACCACACUCUAGUUAAAGUUAAAUGUUAACAAGCUUUUGCUAUUACUCAUUUUGCAGUUGGACACAUUUGUUUGAAGUUGUGGAUCUUGAGACUCUGGAGCAACUCUCGUUGUGUCAUGAUGGUAGGGGACACAGGGCUGGCUUCUUUGUGGAGAUGGUUGUUGUCACAGAAAGGAGCGAGGACAAGUCACACAUAAGGCACGUGUUCCAGUGCGGCCCCUGGCUGGACUCGCACAACGAUAACUGCCACAUGGAGACGAUGCUGAGAAUGAUUGGUUGCUCAUGUACAGUGACUGUGAAGACUAGCGAGGGUAAAAGGACGGCCACCACAGGGAAGGUUCAAAUCACCAUGUAUGGCACCAGUGGCCACACUGCAGCCCUCCUCUUCUCAUCUUUAGAACCUGGGACUCUGGCAUUCACUUCCGGGGCCAAGUCUGAGUUCCAUAUCAGCACCGGGCAGGUUUGCUGAGUAACCAAGAUCCGACUAGAAUGU